Messenger RNA from Babesia bigemina, 1122 nucleotides. RefSeq lists its product as hypothetical. Bases 1 to 1122 code for a protein of 373 amino acids. NCBI's taxonomy places the organism in Eukaryota, Apicomplexa, Aconoidasida, Piroplasmida, Babesiidae. The transcript has a single exon. The record is from RefSeq and is a predicted model, not a curated record.
AUGGCAGCGGAGGCGCAGAAGAAUCAGUGUAAAGGAUGUAAGCAAGAGUCCCCGUUAAGCGGUACGGAAAAGUUCCUGUUAGAAGGCGAGAAAUGCUGCUCCGAAAAUUGUGAACGUUGCAAAUUGAAGAACUGCGGGGACGAAAAGAAGUGCCAAUGUCAUAUUUGUACAUGCGGAUGUCAGGAUGAAAAGAACAAGGGUAAAUCGUGUAAGAAUUCAUCUUGUGUGGCAUGCAGAGUAAUAUGUAAGCAGCUGAAAGACGACGCGAGAUGUCGAUGUACAUUUUGUGACUGUGGAUGUGAGAAUGCUUUAAAAAAGGGUAAGCUGUGCUCUGACAAGAAAUUUAGCAGUUGUGACAAGUGUGAGAAAAAAUGUGGUAAAUCAAAAGACGGCAGUUGUAUAUGCUACCUCUGUAGCUGUGGAUGUAACGGAGUGAAUUGUCAGUGCUGUGAACGGUGUAACCCUGAAACCAAAUGUGAGGGUAAAGAUACAUGCGACACCGAGGAGCAACACGAUAAAACGACCUGCCCAAAGGGGAUGUGCAAAGAAAAGGCUGGAUCAUGCUUUCAAGUCACAUGCAUGUGCAAAGAUUUGGGUAUCGAAAAGCGAGACGACGUAUGCGAGUGCUUAUGUAAGUGUCAAAAAAAAUGCCCCAGAAUAACAUGUCCUAAACUUUCCGGCGGAGCCUGCCCUCGUCCUGGCACUAAUGGCAGAUGCGGCUGCGACUGCACUUGCAGCUGCAAUGCCUGUGGCAAGUACUAUGACGGAAAUGGCAAACUAGUUGAUGUCUGCGGAAAUGAUGCUGCAAUGCGCUUCUACGCCAUCGGCAAAUGCCGCUUCAAGUGCACCAACUGCGGCAGGCUGUGCGACCAAGAUAGAUGCAUGAAUUGGAUACGUGUUAUAGUCAUAGGUUUGAUUAUUUUAGCAUCCUUGUUUGUGCUGCGGGCCAUAUUUCCCGAGAAGUUCCGCGCGAUAAUGACUAAAAUACGUGCCACAUUUGCCAGCUCGCCUGUGCAUUCCGGUAGAUCCCUCAAUAAUCUCGUCGGCCAUAGAAUUCCCGAGGAGACGAACGUUGACCGCUACCCCGCCUUCCGUCCAAGGGCAUACGCUGGCUUGUCGUAG